AUGUCGUUCAGAGCUCUGCUGCAGAUCCGAGCCAUGAGGAAGAAGCUCAGUCCUCUGUCACCUACCAGCUUCAACCCCGUCAUCACUUCACAGACCUCUGACUCGGAGGAACACUCGGCGUCGGAGCACAUCCCUCCAGGAUACGAGGUGGUGUCUCUCCUGGAGGCCUUGAACGGCCCCCUCAGCACCUCCUCGGUGAAUCCUCCUCCUCUCAACUCUGGCCCCAGCCACGUUUCUGGAGUGCUGCCCCCGUACAGCAGUGAGCCUCACCCGGCACCGGAUCGCUCCAUCUCCCCUCUAGACCAGUCCAACUCCAGUGAGGGACUCAAACUCAAGAAGAGUGGUUCAAAGUCACUCUCCCAGAAUUCCUCUGUUCUUCCCGAGGAGGAGGAUGAGAAGUCUUGCAGUGAAUCUGAGGCCGACCGCCACAAACCCACCGUGGACCAGCAGGAGAGUGGAGUGACUCCAGACAGCGAGAACCUGACUCUUUCCUCGUCUGGAGCCAUCGACCAGUCGUCCUGCACGGGGACCCCGCUCUCCUCCACCAUCACCUCCCCUGAAGACCCAGUGAGCAACAGCCUGGUCCAGUCAGUGAUGUCCUUGGACUCGUCCCACUCGCAGCACUCCCACAUCAGCACUGACACCAUGUCCUCCAUGUCAGGGUCCUACCUGGCUGGGGCUGAAGGCGAGCCCGGGGGGGACGAGGGGGGAGUUGCUGAGGGCGAGGAGAACCAAGAUGCCCCCAUGGAGAGCCGGGGACCAUCGCAGCAAGACGGGGAGUUUUCCCAGGAGCCAAAGUACUCAGUGGCAGUCAAGGAGCAGGACUCAGAGGGAAACGACAUCACUGAAGAGGACUGCUCCUGCCCGUCGAAUGGGAAAGGUGGGCGGAGCAGGUGUCCAGAGUUGGCCAAUAACAAUCAGGGCGUCGCCCUCUGUGACACGCCCUCUUUGGGGUUGGAUAAUGAGCAGGCUACCGACAGCCGAUUCGCCGGUCGGAUGUACCUCGGAGGCUACAUGCCUGUUGUGGAGCCCCUCCCCCCCCACACCUUCACCAUCAACAUCAACCUGGAGGAGCAGGGGCCUGAGAACAGGGACGGCCAGAGUCCGAAGCAUCCCCGCCGCGGACCACUCAUUGUGUAACACACUCAAAACAAACACACACCAAAACACACAGCCUUCUCCGUCCAGCUCUUCUUCUUCUUCUUCUUCUCACCCUGCCAUAGUGCUGCAUCGCUGGAUACUGUCCUCACUGAGCAGGGACCCCCCCCCCCCCGCCCUUCCCCUACUCCAUCUGUCGCCAUUUGUUGUUGCUGAAACUCACAGGAAGAGGAGGGAAGAGGAACAGAGGGGGAUCACAUGUCGUCUGUGCACUUUUAUCUCACAGGAGUUGUUUGUUUUGUCUGUGACUUGUGGGCUUUAUUAGCCUUCUGCUACGUUAAUAUUUAUUACAUGUAGGUCUAACAAAUGAGAUCUGUGUCUUGUGACACUAUCUUUAGAAAAAUACCUGCUGCUCUUUUCCUUUCCUCUCCUCUCCUCUAUAACCAGCUCAACAGUCAGGGGCUACUGUGAUGGGCAAUCUGAUUUAUUACUAAUGUCCUUCUUCUUCUCUCUUAUAAACUGUGUGAUGAACGAGUGUUCGUACACUAUUUAAAAGUCAGCCACACCGGACUACCUUACCUUUAGUGAACACCUGCGGACUCCUCUCUUUGGAUCAGGGAGCUCCCUCCUCAACUUCGCAUGCAGCUUUUGACCUCUGUUGAUGUUUUCCUCUCAUGAUUUUCAAAAAACAUCUGCUGAACGUGAACACAGAAGCGGUGGACGAUACUGGAACAAAUACUGUCCAAAAUAAACAGAAAAGGACUGACGACGACAACAAAAAUAUACUUCCUCACACAGAAUGUAGCACGAUGAACGUGGAUCAUUUAGAAAGGAAACAAUAUGGGACAAUUAAAUUGUCAUCUAUACUGGAAUGAAACAUGAACUUUUAACUCUAAACUGGUUCUCCAAACUCACACACACACACACACACACACACACACACACACACACACACACACACGCCACGCCAUGCCACCCUCUCCUUCUGCAGCUCCAUCUUAGCAUGUCAGUAUUAGCGUAUUGCAACUCGAAACCAACAAGUACAACCAAGCAAUACAGAUGCUGAAGCUGGGUCUCCUGCAGGAGGAGGCUCAUAUGCAGGUCACACAAAAACUGUGUUUCCACUCGCCUGUUGCAUUAAAAUCCAAACAUUUCAAUGUGUUUAAUUGUUAUUUUUUUAAUCAAAAUGUUGCCAUUUCUUUUGUGAGAAAAACAUACGUAUACUUUGAACCCCUAAACGUGAGAUUUAGGCCAUAAUGCGGUUAGUUGGCAUUUUGUUCAUCUUCAUAUUAAUUUCACCUCAACGAGCCCUUUUCUCCUCGUAUGUGAAGCUUCUUGUUGUUUUGGUUUUGUAUGACUUUAAUGCAUAUCUCACCCGUUGUUCUCUGUUGUUUAAUUUGUUGCAAAACGCUGUGUUGUUUACUAGAAUGUGAAUGAAAAUGAUGAAAAGUUUGACACACUUGCACACACACAUAACAAAAACUGAAAAGGGCCGACAUCAACAUUUAAUGCCCUAUUCUCUGUUUCCUAGACGACACACUUUGCGGAGCAUGAGGCGAUUGUAGAGUAAGCAUGUUAGUCUAGGUCAGCCUGUACCCUUCUGUAGAAUACUUGAUGGAUCAUUGCAUACACAAUAAGCCGGAUCAUAUCCAUCUGAAGUGUUAUAUAUCGGUGGCUGGCUCCCUAUUCCCUUGACCUGAGCUGUUACGGUCAAGGACUGCACUUCUAUAUCCAAGCUGCAAACAGAUGUGAUCACAGUCCACAUGUGUAGAUUUAGCCGUUCUCCGGCACCAGUCUCAGAAUGGGAUCAAAGAAGUGGGUCCUGAAUCUGCAGCAAGACCCCCACUUUUCUAUAACUAAGGGUGAACGUGUCAAAGAAAAACAUCAUAAGGACAAUAAAGUUUUUGCAACUAAA
This is a messenger RNA of Pseudoliparis swirei, 3013 nucleotides long. RefSeq names its product ring finger protein 157 (gene rnf157). Bases 1 to 1140 code for a protein of 379 amino acids. Lineage: Eukaryota; Metazoa; Chordata; Actinopteri; Perciformes; Liparidae. The transcript has 10 exons. The record is from RefSeq and is a predicted model, not a curated record.